AUGAGUUCGCGUCCACGUCGCUCAGCGGCCACCAAGGCCAACGAAGUCAUUUCUGUUCAUGCCAGAUGGGCUGACUCUCCAGAAAGAAGCGAAAGAAGCAUGUCGUCACGACGAUCUGGUCGCGCCUCAGGCGUGUCCGUCUCCCGAGAUGAUGCCUCAUCACCAGGUGGCGAUCGUCAUUUGAGUUUGACCGUCAAACUUCCUUCCAACAAACUACGACAGGCUACACGCGGGGAGCGUGGCUUUGAAGGUGGAGAAAUUGUAUCUGGAAAGCGAAAUCGAGGAGCUAAGAAAAGUUAUGUGGUUGACUCAAGCCCCGACGAAGAUGAAGAAGAGGAAGAGGAGGCAGAGAUUGAGGUGGAGGAAGAUGAUGACGAUGAGAUGGAUGUUGAUGCUGAGGGUGAGGAGGACGCUGAGGGAGACAUCGACAUGGAUCUAGCUCCCCCGACCAUCACUGUUUCCAAACCAGCCCGGUCGAGGCCAGCGCCUCGAGCAUCGGCUGCUAAGGUCAUUCAGGAUGAUGACGAUGACGAUGAUGAUCUCAGUGACCCCGCUGAUAGCGACGCUGGAGACGAGACCAUGGGUUUUGGUGAUGAGACCAUGGCUGACGAUGGCGAUGAGGACGCUGAAGGCGAGGAGAUUGAAGUCGCUGGCCAAGAAGGAGAUGAGGAUGAUGAAGAGGAAGAGGAUGAGGAAGAGGAUGAAGGUGAAGGAGGCGAUGACGACGACGAAGAUGACGAGGAUGGUAACCCAGACGAAUCUAUCGAUCUCACCAAGAUGACAAAGCGGCAACGAGCUCGAUUCGAAGAUGACAACGCACAUCAGUAUAUGAAGCUGUCAGAUGAGGUACAAGCGAAGAAGGUUUUUACAGCUGAAGAAUUGUCCAUGCGUCGACAAGAGAUGGCUCGACGACGCCGCAACUUGAGUGAAAAGCGAAAUGAGGAAGUGAAGAUGGAGACGAUCAACAAACUUCUCAAGAAGCAAGCCCCCAAGAUCAACCGCAAAGCUGCAGCUGCCGGUGCAGGCGGCGGUUCGGAAGACUCGAACAAGCCUGAUCCUGUCUUCAUUCGUUGGGUCAGCAACAAAAAUGGCGUUCGGGUGGCAGUAACAGAAGAGAUGCUUGAUAGCCCGGCCGGUCAGGUGUUCAAGCCUGCAUCUGAAAUGGCACCGGGUAAGAUGGUCCAGGAAGUUGCUUAA
Fusarium redolens is the source of this 1197-nucleotide messenger RNA. RefSeq names its product PAPA-1-like conserved region-domain-containing protein. Gene Ontology annotation, cellular component: Ino80 complex. The transcript is spliced from 3 exons. Bases 1 to 1197 code for a protein of 398 amino acids. Gene Ontology annotation, biological process: chromatin remodeling. The record is from RefSeq and is a predicted model, not a curated record. Lineage: Eukaryota; Fungi; Ascomycota; Sordariomycetes; Hypocreales; Nectriaceae.